Molecule: messenger RNA, 1343 nt
Organism: Manis pentadactyla (Chinese pangolin)
Lineage: Eukaryota; Metazoa; Chordata; Mammalia; Pholidota; Manidae
Gene: TCIM
Product: transcriptional and immune response regulator
Exons: 1
Coding region: 68-388 (106 amino acids)
Biological process (GO): endothelial cell activation involved in immune response; negative regulation of Notch signaling pathway
Cellular component (GO): cytosol; nucleus
Molecular function (GO): Notch binding
Source: RefSeq, a predicted model, not a curated record
CCGGAAUGAUUUUGCUACAGACUCUCUGGAGAGCCUGGGAGUGGAAUUCCCAAAGAUCCCCACAUCGAUGAAAGCAAAGCCAAGCCACAAAGCCACCGCCAUGUCCACGUCGCUGCGCGUGAGCCCGUCCAUCCACGGCUACCACUUUGACACGGCCUCGCGCAAGAAAGCCGUGGGCAACAUCUUUGAGAACAUUGACCAAGAAUCACUACAGAGGCUCUUCAAAAACUCCGGGGACAAGAAGGCCGAGGAGAGAGCUAAGAUCAUCUUCGCCAUAGAUCAAGAUCUGGAGGAGAAGACACGCGCCCUCAUGGGCCUGAAAAAGAGGACGCGGGACAAGCUUUUCCAGUUUCUGAAACUGCGGAAAUACUCCAUCAAGGUUCACUGAGGACAAGAGAAUGGAUAAGGACGUUAUCCAAGAAGGGACAUUUAAAGAGACCAAGUGAGUUUGUGAGACCUUGAACCAGGCAGCAUUUGGUUGCUGUCUUGCAAGUUUCCCUUGGUCAGGACUCCUGAUGCUGGGAAGGAGCUGCUGACAAAGACUCCAUCCAAUUUCAUGCCUGUGCUGUUACAGGGGAGAGAGAACAAAAUGCUUUCAGCAAGGAUUUGAAAACUCUCCCUGUGGGAAAGGACGCCGGUGUCAGGAGAGUCUGGACAGAUGUGAUGAGAACUGAAACGGCAGAUAACAGGCUGGGAAAGAAUGACAGUCAGGUCCCUUUGCCUGGCCCUAGGACUGAAAUUCAACCUGAACUUGUUUUCCUUAAGGGAACUGGGUGGAGAGAGGGAGGGGGCAGAGGGGAAAGACAGAAUACUGUGCUCUGAUAGUUCACUGAGUUUUUCAUUUGAAUGUGCGCAAUGUAGUCAAGUUUCAGUGUUGUCUAUUGGGAUAGAUUUUUUGAGAUCAGUAAUUGAUUAUUUAUUUGCAUUUAUUGCAAUGCCUGACAGAAGGCACCAUAUGGGUGUUCAGUACAAAUUCAAGGAACUGCAAUACUUUCAGAAGCUUAGUAAAACCAUAAGCCCCUUCUGGUUUUGGUGCAUUUCAAAGGUAAAGGGAUUUCGUGCAUUUCAAACUGGUUAAAAGGGUUUUUAGGCAUUUCAAACUGGUUACAUAAAAGUUAAAAUAAUGGGGUCCUUCAUAAAUCUGAAGUACUGUGAAAACAUUUUUCAAUUUUUAAUCUUCUAACUGAUGCUAAAAUAUAAUCUAAUUAAAUUUCUUACAGUUACUGCCAUAAGCCUUAGGAAGUAAAUAUGAUAUGCUAAAUAGUUUAUAAAGAGACUAUGGUUUCUAUAAUUUAUUAUACAUGAUAAAUGAUAUGCAACCAUAAUAAAUUAUUAUAAACUUA